Molecule: messenger RNA, 279 nt
Organism: Peronospora belbahrii
Lineage: Eukaryota; Oomycota; Peronosporomycetes; Peronosporales; Peronosporaceae
Source: the annotation of a GenBank genome assembly
AUGACCCAGACUGGGACGCCGAUGUCCUCUCCGACGGUUAUCGUUUUUGCUGCGAGACAGACACAGCCCCCAGCCGAGCUGCAGUCGACGGACUUGCCGACAAGCGAACGGGAGGGGAAACGGGCAGGUCAUCAGCGGGUAAACUCCCCCCCCGUUGCUACACCGUCCGCCAUUCUGGCGCGUCAAGUGGCGGAUGCGGUGGGCCGUCAAAUGGUUUACGCAAGCUGGUGUCAGAACCCUGUCAGGCGGGUAGCGAAGCGCCGCACUUUGCUGGUAUAG